AUGGAUGCAGCAGCAGUACGUACCUUGGUGCAAGAAGCCGUUCAGGCAGCUAUCGAGGCCACGAGAGUCCCACCUCCACCACCUCGCGUCAUCCCAUUCGCGGUGACGCCAGCUGGAGCAGGCAACACGGCAUGGGAUUUCACUUCCAGCACCGGACUCAAGAUCUUCGUCGCAUCCACAGCACCAUUCUCAAAACCUUAUGAUGGAGAGGAAGCCGACCUUCGCGAUUUCUUGAGAAAGAUCUUACACAGGGCGGAAACGUACGGAUGGACGCAGAUCUUUUUCAUCGCUGAUGGUGCAGGAGUCAUUCGCAACCUCACCAAAGAGCAUGGAUGCCUCGAACUGACGAACGUCCAGGCAGCAGCGGUCACCAAUCUACGUGGAACCGGAAGGCCUCAUCAAGCAUCAGAGUGUCUCCGUCAGCUGAUCAUCGGAUCAGUGACGGCAUCCAUCGCCGACAAGCUCUAUCAUCGGAGAGCAAACUACACCAUCAACGCUGCUGCGGCAGCAGUAGAUGGAAACCCCCCUCCUGCUCCAAUCAUGAAGGAAGAUGGCACGUGCAUGCUGUAUGAGCUGACCACGUUGGUAUCCGUGGAGACAAGGGCGACAGUGGCAAUCAUCACCAAGAAGCUGUCGAACCUUGACAUGAUCAUGGAAGAGAAGAAGUCGAACGUCGAAGCAUUCAACGCGGCAGUCAAUGACUUGGUAGCGGCGCUCCAUGCUAGGGCGGCAACAGUUCCCCCGAUGGUCACAGCUCUCUUCGAUGGAUACUCCAUGUGUCAAGACUCCAUCUUCGUCAAGUAUAUUGCCAGGAAGCAAGAAGAGUAUGAAGACGGCACGAUCAACAUGACUCCGGAAAGGUUGAUGAGCCUUGUCCUCGAGAAAUACAAGAUCCUCGUAUCCAAGAAGGCUUGGAUGAAGAAGACGGAAGAAGAGAUGGAGAUCAUGGUCCUCAAAGCUGAGAUCUCACAGCUUAGGAAGAAGCCAUCAGCUUCAGGAUCUGCUCAGCCCAAGAAGGCGACAACUCCACGUCAAGGAAAGGAUGAUGACAAGUAUGCCUGGAAACAGGUAGCUCCCAAGGAUGGAGAGCCACAUGACAAGACAGUCAAUGGCAAGGAGUACAUUUACUGUCCCCACCAUGAGACGACCAAAUGGGUCCUCAAGGUCAAUAACAAAGGGAUUGAGCAUCGUACUGGCUACUCCAAGCUCAAGGACUCCUCGACAAGUGGAUCGAGUGGUACCGGAUCGGAUGGAUCAAUGGCUGCGGCACUGGCCAACGCCACGGAAGAGAUUGGAUCGAACACCCAUCAGCAGGAAGCUGUGGAGGAAAAUACCUGA
Seminavis robusta is the source of this 1338-nucleotide messenger RNA. NCBI's taxonomy places the organism in Eukaryota, Bacillariophyta, Bacillariophyceae, Naviculales, Naviculaceae. The record is from the annotation of a GenBank genome assembly.